Molecule: messenger RNA, 833 nt
Organism: Darwinula stevensoni
Lineage: Eukaryota; Metazoa; Arthropoda; Ostracoda; Podocopida; Darwinulidae
Source: the annotation of a GenBank genome assembly
AUGGUGCUCUUUGAAAAUCACUACGAACUCCUGAACCUGUUCGAGAAAUUCCAAGGCUUGAAGACGCGAGAUGAGCAGGCAGAGAGCAUGGAAUUGGCAGACCAUGCUGGAAUCGUGAUGACCACCCUGGACAAGGGCAUCAAAUCUCUGGACAACAUCGACGAGUUCUUCCAGUACGUCCAUACCGUUGGAGCAAGUCAUACCCAGAUACCGGGGUUCAAGAAGGAUAAUUUCGGGAAAAUCAAAGAGCCGUUCCUGUAUGCGGUGCGAGAGACGCUGCAAGAGCGAUACACGACAAACAUCGAAGUCAUCUACAAGAUCACGAUAGAUUUCAUCAUCGAUACCCUCGUCGAAGGAUAUGAAAAAGCUCUUCAGUGCCAAGAGAAUGCUGUUAGUUCUACAGAGGACUAAGUGAAAAUCCUGAGCUUGACCCUCUCAAUCCGUCCACCUUAUCCAUCAUCAUCUGGGUCUAACAGAAAUCCCCACUUUAGCUCAGGCACAAGAUUGGAAAAAAAACCCUUAUCAUGGUCACUUAGAUAUUGCCAUCGGACUUUUCUUCUUCGAACCCAUUUUGUUCCCAUAUGUGUACCCGUGAGAGGCCAUCAUGAAGAAAGAUUGUGCGACCUGGGACGCCCGGAAUCGAGUGAGAGAAAAAAAAACUUGCUUUGGAGAUUUUAACUUCCCUUUUUUUCCUCUCAGUCCUUGACGUAUCGUGAGUACCGCUCAAGAUGAGAGGACGUAAUAUCGACGUUCUCCAGUAAGAGUUCCUGUUGUCCUUGUCGAGUCGUGAAGUGAGAACAUUCCAUUCUUAUACGAUGCUUCACUUGCAUGGA